Molecule: messenger RNA, 1444 nt
Organism: Spinacia oleracea (spinach)
Lineage: Eukaryota; Viridiplantae; Streptophyta; Magnoliopsida; Caryophyllales; Amaranthaceae
Product: glyoxylate/succinic semialdehyde reductase 2, chloroplastic
Exons: 12
Coding region: 77-1171 (364 amino acids)
Cellular component (GO): chloroplast
Molecular function (GO): NADP binding; NAD binding; oxidoreductase activity
Source: RefSeq, a predicted model, not a curated record
AACUUAAAAAUAAAUAAAUUCUAUCCAGUAUACCAGUAGGCAUUUGUGCACUCCACAAAAUUAUCUUGCAAUUGGAAUGGCCAUGGCAAUGACUACUCUGAUAUCUAAAACAACGCCCAUUUCAAUUUGUCCUUCAACCACUACUUCAAUGGCUAUUGCUUUUAACUCUGCCUCGGCGUUUUGUCCCCAAUUCAAGCCUAAACCCACUUUCCCUCUCUUCUCUAAACCUCUUUUUUUCCUCUCCUCCAGGCAAUUUUCUUCACGGGUGAUCAAUGCUUCAACCAAAGAUGAAUUUUCAGGACGCGUUGGGUUUCUCGGUUUGGGAAUCAUGGGUUCUCCGAUGGCCCAAAAUCUCCUAAAGGCCGGAUGUGAUGUGACUGUCUGGAAUAGGACAAAGAGCAAAUGUGAUCCUCUCAUCAGCUUGGGUGCUACGUAUCAACCCUCUCCUGAAGAAGUAGCUGCGUCUUGUGAUGUGACAUUUGCCAUGCUUGCAGAUCCUGAGAGUGCAGUUGAUGUUGCAUGUGGGAAGCAUGGAGCAGCAAAUGGAAUGGGUCCUGGCAAAGGGUAUGUAGAUAUUUCAACUGUUGAUGACGGGACAUCUAAACUUAUAAGUGAGCGUAUAAAGGCUACCGGGGCAUUGUUUUUGGAGGCUCCAGUUUCUGGCUCCAAGAAGCCUGCAGAAGACGGGCAGCUCAUUUUUCUUACAGCAGGUGACCAGUCCCUAUACGAAAAGGUUGCAUCCCUCUUAGACAUCAUGGGAAAGUCAAAAUUCUAUCUUGGAGAUGUUGGCAAUGGAGCUGCAAUGAAACUUGUUGUGAACAUGGUCAUGGGAAGUAUGAUGGCAUCAUUUUCUGAAGGACUGCUGCUUAGUGAAAAAGUUGGGCUGGAUCCAAGUGUACUUGUUGAGGUAAUCACACAAGGUGCAAUUAAUGCACCAAUGUUCAAACUCAAGGGGCCAUCAAUGAUCCAAUCCCAAUAUCCUACAGCAUUUCCCUUAAAGCAUCAGCAGAAGGAUCUAAGGCUUGCUCUUGGAUUAGCUGAAUCUGUCUCUCAGCCAAUACCAAUCGCAGCAGCUACAAAUGAGCUUUACAAGAUCGCAAAAUCACGUGGCCUUAGUGAUCAGGACUUCUCAGCUGUCAUUGAGGCUCUGAAAUCCAACACCACAGAAUAAGCAGCAUCUGAUAUUACACUGCUUCUUGCCACAUUUUGUUAUCUUUCUUUGGUCCUGUAGAAUCUGACCUACUUUCUCAUGAGAGAAGUGUACGAAAUAAGUCCGAUCGAUUCUUUUCUUUUUCUUCUCCCCCGCCCCUCCCCACCUUUGUUUCUUUGUGUACUUUGUUUUGCUUCUUGGUGAAAAAAGGUACUAAAUUUGUAGUAUGUGAUUCUCAAGUUCUAUGAACUUUUGUGUAAUUGUGAAUGAACAGGUGCUUGUCAAAGUUUAACA